Molecule: messenger RNA, 2718 nt
Organism: Diospyros lotus (date-plum)
Lineage: Eukaryota; Viridiplantae; Streptophyta; Magnoliopsida; Ericales; Ebenaceae
Product: probable inactive receptor kinase At4g23740
Exons: 2
Coding region: 456-2351 (631 amino acids)
Biological process (GO): protein phosphorylation
Molecular function (GO): protein kinase activity; protein binding; ATP binding
Source: RefSeq, a predicted model, not a curated record
AAAAGCAAGCAUGGUGGGGAAGGUUCCCCUUGGCCAAAUAGAAAUCUUAAUUCUCAAUCUCCCAAAUCGUCUUCUUCUUUCUUAAGUCCAUUCAUCCUUCACCUUCUUCUUCCUCCGUUCUCUCUGCUAAUCACCAUUUAUCGUCUAAUCCUUUCUGCUCCCACAAGCAAAAAUAACCAGGCCCCUCAUCAUCAUCAUCAUCAUCAUCUCUCUCUGUAACGUAACUGCCAGUCCCUUCAAGUUUCAGCAGCCCAUCUUUUAAUUCCCAUUCACUCAAUGUUUCUACAGUUACACCAAGGUUCAAUCAAUGAGGCAGAGGACUAUCUGCCUGGUGUUUCUUGGGCCAGUUUUGGGUGGUGAAGCCUGGAGAGUUUCGUCUUUCUUUCCUUCAUUUUCCCACCUGCCUAAAGACGAGGAUACACAACUUUAGGUUCGAUCAUUGAGUGAGUGAACAAAUGGCCGGCAAGUUCAUUUUCUUAGCAAUUUUCUUGCUGCAAGCUUUUUUCCUGCCGGUGAACGGUGAGCCAGUGGAAGAUAAACAAGCCUUGCUUGACUUCAUGCAGGAAGUUUCCUAUUCACGCCCUUUGAAGAGUCUCAACUGGAAUAAGAGCACCUCAGCCUGCAGGAACUGGACUGGAGUGACCUGCAACCAUGAUAAAUCGCGAGUUAUCGCUCUUCGGCUGCCUGGAUUCGGGUUCCAGGGGCUAUUACCAUCGAACACUCUUGGCCAGUUAUCGGCUCUUGAAAUCUUGAAUCUGGCAUCCAAUGGCGUGUCGGGUUCUUUUCCUUCUGAAUUUUCCAGGCUUGGAAAGUUAACUUCCCUCCAUCUUCAGUUCAAUGACUUCUCUGGACCAUUGCCUGUGGAUUUCUCGGUUUGGAACAAUCUCUCAAUCAUCAACUUAUCAAACAAUGGUUUUAAUGGAAGCAUCCCUUCUUCCAUUGCAAGUUUAACUCACCUCAAAGCACUGAAUCUUGCCAACAAUUCACUUUCCGGCGAAAUUCCAGACCUGGAUCUCCCUAACCUGCAACUGUUAGAUCUAUCCAACAAUAAUCUCACUGGAACUAUACCUCAAUCUCUUCAAAGGUUUCCAAGAGAGGCAUUUUUGGGUACCAAUCUUUUGACUGGAAAUUCGACAGCUCCACCUCUUCCACGCAAUGAACAACCAGCAAAGAAAUCUUCAAACCUCAGUGAAGCUGCAAUACUAGGAAUCGCAAUUGGUGGCUGUGCUCUGGGAUUAGUGGUCCUAGCUGUUCUAGUGAUGGUUUGCUACUUGAAGAAAGAUGGCGAAGAUGGGAUCUCGGCCAAGUCUGAGAAGAGAACAGGGUCUGUGGAGAAAACAAUUUCCAGGGGCCAAGAUGGGAGUGGCAGGCUUGUAUUCUUUGAGGGCUGCAAUCUUGCAUUUGACUUGGAAGACCUGUUGAGGGCCUCCGCUGAGGUGCUCGGAAAGGGUACGAUUGGGACAACUUAUAAAGCGGCAUUAGAAGAUGCAACAACAGUGGUGGUGAAGCGGUUGAAGGAAGCAAGCAUGGCUAAGCGAGAUUUCGAGCAGCAUAUGGAAGUUGUUGGAAGUAUCAGGCAUGACAAUGUGGCUGCAUUAAGAGCAUACUACUAUAACAAGGAUGAAAAGCUCAUUGUGUACGACUAUUACAGUCAGGGGAGCGUUUCUGCCAUGCUACACGCUAAACGAGGUGAAUGCCGGAUUCCUAUAGACUGGGAAACCCGGCUGAGAAUCGCAAUUGGUGCAGCAAGAGGCAUGGCUCACAUCCACACACAAAAUGGGGGGAGGCUCAUCCAUGGAAACAUCAAAGCCUCAAACAUCUUCCUCAACUCCCAAGGCUACGGUUGCUUGUCUGAACUCGGCUUGGCAACCUUGAUGAGCCCGACAACCUCUCCGGUCACGAGGAAUGUAGGGUACAGGGCUCCCGAAGUAACAGAUACCAGAAAAGCAUCCCAGGCAUCCGAUGUCUACAGCUUUGGAGUUUUGCUGCUGGAGCUUCUGACCGGAAAGUCUCCAAUCUACUCCACAAGGGGGGAUGAAGUUGUACACUUGGUUAGAUGGGUUCAUUCCGUAGUUAGAGAGGAGUGGACUGCUGAAGUAUUUGAUAUAGAGCUUUUGAGGUAUCCCAACAUAGAGGAAGAAAUGGUGGAAAUGCUGCAAAUAGGGCUGGCUUGUGCAGCCAGGAUGCCGGAGGAGAGGCCUAAAACGCCUGAUGUUCUGAGAAGAAUUGAGGACAUUCGGCGGAUAGGCGCCGGCAAUCGGCUGUCGCCGGAAAACAGAUCGGAAGACUCGACGCCGGCACGGACACCGGUGGUGGCUGAAGAAGGAUCCCCUCCAGUUCCAGUUCCAUAGUCACAGAUUCUCAUCGGAUUGUUAGUUGUCAUUAGAUGAUUAUUUUUUUGGGGGGGUCAACCAUUGGGACAUGAUUUCAAUUGUUUUGGUCAUGCUGUUGCUAUUUGCCUCGUUUGUAUUUGAUUGACUACUAUUGGGACCGCAGAUUAGUUUAACUACACAUGAAAAGUGAGGUUUUUGGUGUCAAUUUGUUAACAGUGUUGUUUCUGUUUCAAUAGCCAUAUUCAAAGUUAGGUAUUGGUAUUAACCUUUUCAGGAUAGAGUCAACAAUAUAUAUUCGUUUAGUAUCUGCUUUUGCAAUGGUCAUCCCCACAGAAGUGUAACCAACCAUGAUUAAGUUAGGGAAGGAAACCCCGAGUUGGCUGCU